Messenger RNA from Sodiomyces alkalinus F11, 5963 nucleotides. RefSeq lists its product as hypothetical. The record is from RefSeq and is a predicted model, not a curated record. Gene Ontology annotation, molecular function: metal ion binding. The transcript is spliced from 8 exons. NCBI's taxonomy places the organism in Eukaryota, Fungi, Ascomycota, Sordariomycetes, Glomerellales, Plectosphaerellaceae. Bases 240 to 5963 code for a protein of 1907 amino acids.
GGGGGGGGGGGGGGCUGUCGAGCUCUACCUAGCUCUCACAGACGAGAUGUCGGGUGCAAUUCUUAUGAGGAGGUCUUUCGGGAUCCGUUUGGCUACUUUUCUGGGAUAUUCGGGUUAGCCUGGCUAUAGAGGUUCUGCCUCAAAGCCUGGAGCGAGUGAAGUAGGUGCAUCGGCCGGCGGGACAACAAAGUGGGAGCACCAGUGUGGGUAGGGAAGCUCCUCGUGUUUGAGAACAGCACAUGAGCUUCCGUGUCCAGUCCUCCGGCGCCGACAAGAAUGGCAAGCAGCCCCAUAAUUAUGCACGGAAGCUCGAGCCAGGAGGCCAGCCGAAUACAAAGAUGGGGCCCAAUUCAAUCCACACACCGAGUGACUGGGCAUCGGUCGCGCCCAUCCAACUUUUUCCCUCCUCCAACUCCCCGACCUCCAUCUUAAAAACGCCUUUCCAGUCUCCAUUCCUUCAAACAACGCGGACAACAAGGACAUAUCGCCGCGACAUCAUCGACCCUAAACCAGUGCUGGGAAUGUCUUCUCGUCUAUUGAGGGUUGGCCUACACCUGCAGCAACUGGACUUUCGCUUCGCGUCUGGGUCGGCGUGGGCGCUUAUCGAAGCCUUGGAUAUCGUUCAGCCCAUCCUGGACCACAAGAGGGACCAGCCACCAGACACAACUGUCAACUCAACGCAGUCAGUCACAACUCGACAUGCUCCCAACCCGAAGAAUUCCAGCAGAGUCAAAACAACAUCUUCAUAUCUCCUAUCCGUGCCCAAUCGCCAUCUCAAGCCGGCGGAUUUGUCUGCGGGCAUGUUUUGGCUGGAAACGUUGCUUCUUCUCUGGUAUGGCGCACUGUCGACAUUGGCCUCGGAAGCAGCAUCUUUGGUGUUGCGUACCUUGUACUCGAAUCGCCUUUGGACCCACCAUUCUGCAGACCAAUCACUGUGCACCAUUGGCAUCACCUCAACGAACCAAUCAGGACUCGCUUUUGACUUGGGAAUCUCAGCGCAUUAUUAUUGUAGCGAGAUGCAGAACUGGUCUAGUAACGGGCAGCCUGUCUCUGGUCCUGGUCAAGGCCAAGGUGCCGUCUGGACAAACACUUAUUCCUUCAAUGAUGGAGCGGGCGGGUUUGACGCACAUCAGGACUUCUCCCAGGAGGGAAACCCGGUCUCCCUCCCUGGUCAACCUGUUUAUGGCAAUGGGCAGGCUGGCGAAAGGGCGGCAUCGGCCGAGUCGGGGCUCUUCGGCACUUCGUACGGGGUUCAACCUGGCAUCUCUGAUUGCAGUUCUCUACCUGCCGCAAGCCGUGACGGUGCUUUCUAUGCUGGCACCGAUCCCCAUUCUUCUCUGAACCAUGGACACGCUCAGUACGGUGUGAACGAAACCUUUCCUCGACCGGGCCAGAACCAGACCCUACAGGGUCUCAACGACAUCUCACCCAAGUUGUACGGAAACCCUGUGAAUGUCCCACAGGGUCACGGUUCAGCAUUUUCGCAGACCCCGUACCAAUAUCAACCCCAGCAUCUUCCAUCCCCGUACAGCAACCAGCUCGGACAACAUACGGGGUCCCAACUCGUAUCUCAUAACCAACAACAACCACCACAACAACAGUCAACGCAUCCACAGCUGCAAUUGGAACCACAUCAACCAGCACAGACGCAGUCGCAUCAACCCCAGCACCACCAUCAGCAGCAUCAGCAGCAUCAUCAUCAGCAUCAGCAUCAGCAACAGCAACAGCAACAGCAACAGCAACAACACUCGCUGUAUCAACAGCCGCAACGCUUCGACACAAUACCCCAAUCGUUCUCUCCCAUCCACGCUUUCCCGCAACAGCAGCAACAUCAAGUCAAUCAGUCUCAGCAGGCCCAACAAGCUCAACAGCAACGGGUGCAGCCGCAACCGUCUCGACAACAGCCCCAACAACAGCUUCCCACGGCUCAGUCGCCUCCCAUAUUCUUUGGCCCGCCGCAACCAUACCACGGGCAGACAGUUUCGGCGCAGCCAGUCAACCCUCAAAAUGUUCAAGCUUACGCUUACCAUCAUCAGCCCUCGGCUCCUGGCCAUCUGCAGGAACAGACCGCUUUCGUACCACAACAGACGAUGUACCGUCAACCGACAUCGCCAGCGACGUUUCAGCCAUCGCCCAUGCGACAGUCGAUAGAACAAGAAGUCCAGCAACAGCAAGAUCAGCAGCCACGCCAGCAGACCACUUCUGCUGCUGGUUCCCAUCUCAUGUCUCGGCCAGUUGGCCAACGACCGAUGGCAGCUACGUCGCCACCUGGGCCCGGUACUCCGGAUGCGAAUACGGAUACAACUCAAGCGGAACAUCCUGCCAAAAGGCGUAAGACGCUGGUGAAGAAUGAAGGCGAAGGCGAUUCGGCAAACUCACAGCAAGAUCAAGUGCCUACAGAAUUACACAGCGGCGCAGAAACGCAUUGGAUGCCCACGAGCACCGAGGAGGAGGCCGCUUCACUGGCGCAGUUCAAGAGACGCAGCGCCGCGGCCAAAAAGAUGUUUCCGCCUAUUUCCGGUGCCCCUUUUCUCAUCUCCGCCGGGGCGGUGAAGCUUCCGACUCCCAGGAGCUACGACAGGUUAACACCAAUGGUGGCCUUGCCGUCGCAAACCGGUAAACGCAUCAUGCCGGACCUUGGCUACCCUCUUCCCUGCGAAAUCCAAGGGAACUUUGCGGACAGGUAUAGACCGUCGGCCAACUUUGUGGGCAAGCCGGAAGACCGGGAAAUGGAAGCCAAGGCUCUCAUCGACGAGUACCAGCGGGAAAUGAAGGGCCUAGGGAACCGACGACCUAAGUAUGCCGACUACCCCUUCGCGUUUCAGGAGCAGCUCAAGGCGGACGAGGCCGCCAAGUCCAAGGCACAGAGAAAGGCACGCAAGGAAGAGGAGGAGGAGCGGAGAAGGCCCGUCCGGGCCGAUGUGCGGCCCAGUGACCCCGUCGAAGCGGCCGCCUGGGAUAUACUGGGCAUCGCGUACAUCGACCCCGCGGCCACCCGUACCAACUCACUGAUUGCCAGUGCCGUGCAAAGCCUGGGGGAGUACUUCAUCAAGCUUCGUGGCGAGAUGAGCAAGUUGAAGCAGGAAAUCGACCAAGCUGCGAAGGAAAAGCACGUUGAUGGCGAGGUAGUGCAGCUGAAGAAGGACUACGAUCUUAAGAAAGACGUGGUCGUCAAGGCAUGCGAGGCUGCGCACAAGUAUGGCGACGAGGCCGUUCUUGAGAACCUGGGUGGGCACCAAAAGGGCGUCCUGAGCCUGGUCAACCUCCUGAUCGGCUGCAUCAAAGCGGCGGAUUACUCGGGGGAACUGCCCAAAGCCAUUCUACAGUUCAUGACAAACAUCAGCUUGACGAAGAGGAUUGCGGACGGUGUUAAUUUUGAGACGGUUCGAAAGCGGUUUGCAGAUAAGGGUGAUGCUGAGGUGAAGGACCUAAUCCGGACGGUUGCCUCCCGCAUCAGGAAGGAAUCCGAAGCGUCCAACGGCGCCGAAGGGAAGAAGCUAUCGUCCACAUCUUCUUCGUCUGCUGCCACCUCAACCUCAACGACAACUCCGUCCGCUGCUUCCUCGACAACAUCAGCAGCAGCAACGAGUCGCACUGCCUAUGCAAGGAUUCUAUCCGCCACAAGGCCCAGUAACGGGGCGUCGCCCGCCAAACGACCGCAAGAUGAUGAGCCAGACACGCGACCGGGCAAGAAAGUCAACGUGGACGGAUCUAGCAGCUCGCUCAGCAGCAAGCUUGGAUCAUCCAAGGCAUCGGCCGGUACGACGCUUCAGUCUAAACUUUCAGCCCCGAAAAUCCGACCACCUUCCACUUCACUCGCCGCUAAAAACCGUCCCUUGGCCAGACCGGCAGCCGGCUCUGAUUCUGCCAAGACAACAGAUGCCACCAAGACAGAUGGUUCGGCAGUGUCGGCUGCCAUGGACAUCGAUGCUCGUCCUUCGUCCAGAACAGAGCCGAAGAGAGUCAAGACGGAGGCAACAAAACCAGCUACAACUCCAAAGACGGCAGGACCAUCGGGUUCGUCUAGCGGUGCGCUUUCCAGCAUCGGUUCUCUCCUCGACUCCAUCAACAUGCCCAAGGCGGACGGCCAGUCGUCGCAGAAAAGCUCGGCGAAAGCCGCCGAUACGGCCGAGACGCCGGAAGAAAAGGCGAAGAGACUCCGUAAGGAGGCACGGCGCAAGCUGCGAGUCGCUUGGAGACCCGAGGCAGAACUGGUGCAGGUCCGCAUUUUCCACAAAGAGGCUGCGGAGGACGAGAACAACAUGACGCAGGACGCGGCGGACGACCGCUCCGAGGGCAUGAUGUUGAAGCGGCGCUCUGAAAUGACAGACGAAGAGGAGGACGAGGAGGACCAGGAGGACGAUUUGGCGGAUCGUCCUUGGGUUGAGCCGGGCGUUGCGGAUUGUUCUUGUAUCCCCGAGGAUUACAGGGCCAAGUCGUUUGUGACGCGGGGUGGCACGCGGACCUUCCGCACAGAUGAGCAGCACGCCAUGGAGGAACGCGAACAAAAGGAACUGAUGGCGGUCUACGCUCUUGUUUCCGACAUUCCCCCGACCCCCAAGUCGCCGCCUCCCGAGCCGAGUGUCCCCGACGGUGACGCCAAGGACGUGCACUUGCCCCGAGACGGAGGGAAGUACGAGGAGAUUCGGCAACGGUGGCAGGAAUGCCAGAGGCAUGGAGCCGAUGCGGCUGUAUACCAUGCCAUCAAGCGUCUCAAGGACCACCAGGACGACCCAGCUGUCAAGCUGCAGUCGCUUCUGAGCGGUUUCAAGACGACGGCGUCGACAGAAGCGGCUCCCGAGGGCUACAACUACAAUAUGACGCCGCCCCAGCAACACGCGCAACCCGUCGUCUUCGGCAGUUCGGGACAACCCAAACCACCGGCCGCGUCCGAGGCCCCAUUCGGUGCACAGGUUCUCGCUCUGCUUACGGCCGAUAAAGUUGGGAGCUGGCGAGAUCCCGAACCGUACCAUUCGUCGGCGCCUCGGACGCACAGGCGGCACGACUAUGCCGACCCUGAGCUGCAGGCGAUCAUCAACUCGCUCGAGGAGGUGUUCGAGCAAUUGAAAGGCCUGCCGUAUCCCGCCACGCAGCCCCCUGGCUGGCUGGCCAACGACCAGGAGCGGGUGCGAGAGUGGUGGGCUGGGUAUCAGAAGGAUGCGACGGCUCGCGCGAAGAAGGAGGCUGAGAAUCGAGCUCGCGCUGAGGCGGCCGUGAACGUACAGCAAGCGGCUGCUGCGUCCUUCGUGCCUCCUCAGCAAGGCCAGGGCCAGGGCCAGGCUGUGCCAACCCACCAAGAUGCUUGGGCGGCCUACUACCAACAAAUGCUACUACAGCAGCAGCAGCAGCAAGAUGAAUACGCUCAAUACAUGGCGCUGCUGCAACAGGCCCAAGGUGCACAUGCACAGCAAGCUACGACGCAGACGGCGGCUGCUCUGUUGGGCGCACAGUCGGGCCAACUGGGCGAUGCACAGCUCCAGGCAUUGCUGAGCCAGAUCAACCAACCCCAGCCGGAGCAGGUGGGAGCAGCCCUGCAGGGCGGCAGCCAGGGACACGGCCUUGACCUCGACGGUGGCGACGGAGGAUACCAGAAGAUGCAGGAUUUGAGCUCGGGCGGCGACCAAGCGACGGGUUAUUACGGACGAGAGUGGGACGACAAGCAGGAUCACGGAUACGAUUCUCGGGCGGCACUAGAUUACGGCAGCGAACGCGACAGAGACGUCGACCCCCCUUGGGACCGGGACCGACGCGACAGUCGCGAACGGGAUCGUGAUGACAGGGAGACCUGGCGUGAGAAGCAUGCUGGCGCCAAGGGGGGACGCAAGGGUAAUGCUCCUGGAGGUCCGACGCUUCCGCCACACCGACCGGCCAACAAAGCGCUCAUUGGGACGAAGCCGUGCGUGUUCUGGCAACAGGGUAAAUGUGCCAGAGGAGACAAAUGUACAUUCCGACAUGACGACUAG